Messenger RNA from Ochlerotatus camptorhynchus, 635 nucleotides. It is a transcript of the gene mRpL43, whose product is annotated as mitochondrial ribosomal protein L43. Gene Ontology annotation, molecular function: structural constituent of ribosome. Gene Ontology annotation, biological process: mitochondrial translation. Lineage: Eukaryota; Metazoa; Arthropoda; Insecta; Diptera; Culicidae. Bases 34 to 597 code for a protein of 187 amino acids. The transcript has a single exon. Gene Ontology annotation, cellular component: mitochondrial large ribosomal subunit. The record is from RefSeq and is a predicted model, not a curated record.
UAACAAGUGCAUCAAUCACCUAGGCCGAAAAAAAUGUCCAACUCUCAUCUUUUCCUAAAAUCCGGCUUCCCGCGGGCUCCCCUAGCCAACGGCGUGGGCCGGUACGUGUGCCAGCUGCAGCGCGUCACCCUGAAAUACUGCAAAAACAACGGCUCCAGCAAGGGAAUGCGCGAAUUCCUCGAGAACGACCUGCUCGACUUCACCCGAGCCAACCCGGGAGUGGUGGUGUACGUGAAGCCCCGCCGGCACCGGACCGCAGUCAUGUCGGCCGAGUACCUGAAUGGGGACAAACAGUGGAUCAACUGCCGCAACAAUACUCGGGAAGAGAUCCGCAAGUGGGUCGAACUGCUGAAGACCCAGGCCACCGGUUCCAGCGAUACGCGGUUACGUAAACUGUGGCACACGGAUGUGCCGUCCGUACAGGGUGCGUGGACACCGUUCACCCACCAGCACCCGACGGGCAAUCUGGCGCAGUAUCCGAGCAAGGAGUUGUCCAAGCUGCAAACGGAUGAGAUGACCGCCAGCGAGAAGCUGAUCGAGCUGUACCGGGCACACAAGCUGCAAGGCGGCGAGGGAAAACCGGAGAGUUCGUCGUAGGAUGGAUGUUUUCGUGAACGAUAGAUUUUAUGUUAGAA